This is a messenger RNA of Erinaceus europaeus (western European hedgehog), 2232 nucleotides long. RefSeq names its product sorting nexin 8 (gene SNX8). The coding region runs from base 5 to 1456 and encodes 483 amino acids. The record is from RefSeq and is a predicted model, not a curated record. Gene Ontology annotation, biological process: retrograde transport, endosome to Golgi. Gene Ontology annotation, molecular function: phosphatidylinositol binding. Lineage: Eukaryota; Metazoa; Chordata; Mammalia; Eulipotyphla; Erinaceidae. The transcript is spliced from 11 exons.
CGUCAUGGGGCGGGGCGACUCCGCGGGGGCUGGGUGUCUGGGCGGUGCGGGAGGAAGUCACGUGGCGCGCGCUCACAUGACCGGCGGCACGAUGGAUCCGCUGCCCUGCGCGGCGGCCGAGGCGGAGGCCGAGGAGGAGGCGGGUCCCCCAACGGCAGACCUGCUGGUGCCUCCGGCCCUUUCACGGAUGCAGACGCCCCCCGGGAACCCGCUGCUGCAGGGCCACUCGCUGCAGGAGCUGGUGGCUAGGGACUCAGUGCGGGUGGAACUCAUCCCUGAGAAGAAGGGCCUCUUCCUGAAGCAUGUGGAGUACGAGGUGUCCAGCCAGCGCUUCAAGUCUACUGUGUACCGGCGCUACAAUGACUUUGUGGCCUUCCAUGAAACACUACUGCACAAGUUCCCAUACCGCAUGGUGCCCGCUUUGCCGCCCAAGAGGAUGCUGGGAGCCGACAGGGAGUUCAUUGAGGCCCGGAGGAGAGCGCUGACGCGCUUCAUCAACCUGGUGGCCCGCCACCCCCGCUUCUGUGAGGAUGCCCUCCUCAAGCUCUUCUUGUCCUUCGGAGGCCCGGACGUGCAGCACCGGCUGCGGGAGUCCACUCAGGGAGCGGGAGACGAGUUCCUGACCUGCAAGCUGGCGGCACAUGCCAAGGACUUCCUUCCAGCGGACGUGCAGGCCCAGUUCGCGGUCAGCCGAGAGCUGAUCCGAAACCUCUACAACAGCUUCUACAAGCUCCGUGACCGGGCCGGGCGCAUGGCCUCGCGGGCCCUGGACAACGCCUCUGACCUCCUCAUAUUCGGGAGGGAGCUAAGGCAGGCUCCUCUAGGCCUGAGCUCGCCCUUCCCCGCUCCCCUCAGUGCCCUGGGGUCCGACACCACACCGCUGCCCUCCUGGGCCACCCUCCACAGCAGCUCGUGGGGGUCCCUGAAGCAGGCGCUGAGGGGCCUGUCCGUGGAGUUUGCGCGGCUUGCCGACAAGGCCGCCCAACAGGGCAGACAGGAGGAGAAUGAUGUGGUGGAGAAGCUGAACCUCUUCUUGGACUUGCUGCAGUCGUACCGGGACCUGUGUGACCGUCAUGAGAAGGGCGUCCUUCACAAGCAGCAGCGGGCACUGCACAGGUAUGGCCUGAUGCGCCGCCAGAUGCUGAGUGCUGCUGCGCAGAGCCGCGAGCCGCUCGCUGUGGACCGGCUGGAGUCACACAUCCUUGAGCAGGAGAACGCCAUUCAGACCAUGGAGCUGCGGAACCACUUUUCGCUGUACUGUCUGCACCAGGAGACGCAGCUGGUCCAUGCCUACCUGCCCCUCACCUCCCACAUCCUGGGUGCCUUCGUCAACUCGCAGAUCCAAGGGCAUGAGGAGAUGAGCAAAGUGUGGGACGAGCUGAGGCCCAAGCUGAGCUGCCUCUUCGUGGGACCCCACAGUAUGCCUGGCCCCCCAGAUGGCCUGUCUCCCCACUAGCCUACGAGGGCCAGGCCUUGACACCCCCAGACACCAGGUCCCUGCAGCCACGGACAGUGCUCAUUCCAGGGACAGCUGUGGCCCCCCAGGGGUCUGGGCCGUCACCGCCACCCCCCACCUGGUGCUCCAGCUCACCGCCCUCACUGCCUGCAGGCUGGGCCCGGUGCGGGGCUGGCCUUCCUGCCUGUGCCUGUGCGUGCAGGACCCCAACACAAUACUGCAAGGUGUGGGGCUCGUGCCUAGGCCUCAUUCAGCUUGUGUGACGAUCAGUGGCCCCAUCCUGAGACCCUAGGAUGAUUCCCGAGUGCCUUGGGGUGGUGGUGGUGGUAGCUGAUGGGACCUUGUCCCCCCAGCCUGGCAUGAUUGCCGGGACUGUAACCAGGAGCCCAAAGGCCAUGUGCUGCCAGGGCCUGACCCCACGUGAGUGACCGCUGCAGCCCUGUGACACUCCUGCCCAGGGCUGGGGGGGUGGGGUACACCUGGCCCCCCACUGCCCCACAACCAAGGGACAGGCCCCCGCUCAGCUGGAACCCAGGGUCAGUGCCUGUCCUCCUCUGUGCCUUCGCUCUCCUGUGGCCUUGGCCUCAGCCCCCAGCCAGGCAUUCCAGCCAUAGCAGCCUCCAGGGGUGACCUUGGGGCACAGGCACUCCAGACCCCAGCCUCGGGGUAGGCUGGCUCCUCCCGGGGUGGCGGGUGGGCAGGCGGCCCGAGUGAAGCACUUUACAGGCUGCAGGACCAGUGACCCAAACCCAAUAAACUGGAAUUGUUUACAAACA